This is a messenger RNA of Cuscuta campestris, 2317 nucleotides long. Lineage: Eukaryota; Viridiplantae; Streptophyta; Magnoliopsida; Solanales; Convolvulaceae. The record is from the annotation of a GenBank genome assembly.
GGCCUGUAUUUUAUACACUGCACACAGGAUAUAAAGGUGUAUGUAGCAGCUGCUAAUUAAAUAGGAUAAUGAAGAUAUUGUUUACAUCAUCAAUAAUGUCUCCUUUACUGCCGCCCUGUAAUCCCAUACCCAAGCAGCGCCCCAUGGAGGCUAAACAAAUUUCAGCUUGUUCAUCAUCAUCAUCAUCAUCAUCAGGGUAUGGCAAUCCUCCAUGGAAUUUCAAAGGCAGUGCUCUGUACCAACUGCAUCUGGUCAAGUCAAGCACCGCUCGAGCUCUCAUUCCUAAUGAGUUCAGAUUAGUUGAGGCUUUUGGCUUGUGGUGAUCGCUGGAAUUGUGUGGAACCCUCCUAUCUCUUGUGCAUGGGCUGCUAAAGUGCUGGUAAACAACAAUGAAGCCUGGAUGCACGGACGAAAGAGAAUGGAGCCAAUUUCAAGGACUUCGAAUGAACUCAAUGACUUCUUGAGCAUGAUUGGGAUGAGUUCAUUUUCUUCCACUCCUGGUGAUUUAUUAGCCAUAAAUGUCACUGAAAUCAAGGGUCAACGAAUGAUCGAUCUAUGCAACAUCAACCUACACAACCCAGUCCACCAUGGCCAACACUUGAAGGAUGAAUGGAUGGGCCCGCUCAUCAAAAUGUCACUCCCUAGUUUUAGUGGUCGUACCAAACAUAAUCCUAAUCUCCUCAAAUACUCUUGCCAAAUUGAGUGCAGGGUGAGAAAAGUGGCACCUGCAAAGAUUUCAGACCCGUCUCGAGAAAACGAAGAAGCUCGUUCAAAUGGACAAAGAAAUCUCAGCCUGCGUGUGUUGCUCUCAAAGCCACUUUUGGCUUUGCACUUUAGUGCUCUUUCAGCUAAUCUCCUCCUUGGAUGGAUUGAUGGUCAUGAAGCAGCCCCGACGCCAACUAUCUCCAAAAACGAUAAAACCGUCCCUAAUCCAGAGUAUACCUCCUGGACCAUCGUUGACACACAGAUCCGCGCCUGCCUCCUAGCGGUCAUCAGCCCCUCCGUUCACAAACAUGCUCGCGGCUUCACCACAUCUGCUGCCCUCUGGGAUGCUUUGGUCGCACGGUACAACUCCGUGUCCACCGCUCAUGUUUAUCAGCUUCGGGACAAACUCCACACUCUUCGUAAAGGUACCAAAACUAUGACACAAUACCUUGAUGAUGUGGCAACUAUUCUCUCAGAUCUCGAUGCCUUGAAAGAAGAGAUCCCUGAACGUGAUGUGGUGAAUGCUGUUAUUCGUGGUCUUCCCACUGAAUACUCAUCCUUUAAGCAAAACAUUCGCAUGAACAAUACCAAUAUUUCGUUAAACCAGCUUUCUGGAUGGCUGAUCUCCGAUGAAAUAAACCUGGAGAUGGAGAAUAAACUCAGCCUCACCGAGUCUACCAUCACCGAACCUCGCACAGCACUUCUCGCUACGAACGGUCGAGUGGACAAUCCUACCAACCAGGUGCGGUACAAGGGCCUCUGUGAGCAUGGGUUAUACACACUUCCUUCCAAACUCCCAACCGUUGCGUAUCAAGCUAUCCAAGAGUCCACUUGGCAUCGUAGACUCGGUCAUCCAGCUCCUGCGAUUGCCAAAUCUAUUUUGUCUUCCUUAGGUUUUCAGUUUUCAGAGCCUUUACAUUGUGAAUCAUGUUAUGUCUCUAAGUCCUGUCGUUUACCUUUUGAAUUGUCUGAACAUAAGGCCACAGCGCCCUUUCAAUUAAUACAUUCUGAUGUUUGGGGUCCCACCUCUGUUCCUUNUAUUGUUCUCACUGGCAGCUCUUCUACUCUCAUCUCAGAAGUUACUCAGGCCAUGCACCGUGACUUCAAGCUCAAAGAACUUGGACCUCUUCAUUACUUCCUUGGCAUUGAGGUUCAGCGCACGCAAGAUUCUAUACUUCUCCAUCAAUCCAAAUAUGCCCGUGAUCUUCUACGCCGAGCUGGGAUGUCCGACUGUCAUCCGGCUAUUACUCCUAUGGCUACGAGACCUAUCACUAAGCCUUCAUUGCCUUUCAAGGAUAUUUCUCAUUUUCGGAGCAUUGUUGGCGGCCACACAUACUCUUCUUGCGCUCAGCCGCACGUUCUCCUUCAGUCGCCCGCCAUCAUGCGUCCUCAGGCCUUCUCCCACGAUUCCUGGGCUGAUCAGCAGCGGCAAUCAUCAGGUUAUCUCCGCUUCCUUCAUCGAUAUGGCUAAUCAUUUUUUCUUCUCCUUCAAUUUUUAAUUUUCAUUCCUUCAUCCCUUUAUUUGGAUUUCCAUGUAUUUUUAGUUUUAAUUAUUGUGUUUUAUUCGUACUGAAGAUUAGGUGGUGUGAAUAAAUCAAUUUUGAAAUACCUA